Molecule: messenger RNA, 568 nt
Organism: Musca vetustissima
Lineage: Eukaryota; Metazoa; Arthropoda; Insecta; Diptera; Muscidae
Product: peptidoglycan-recognition protein SC2-like
Exons: 1
Coding region: 1-558 (185 amino acids)
Biological process (GO): innate immune response; peptidoglycan catabolic process
Molecular function (GO): zinc ion binding; N-acetylmuramoyl-L-alanine amidase activity; peptidoglycan binding
Source: RefSeq, a predicted model, not a curated record
AUGGUAUCCAAAGCAUUGUUCUCACUCUUGGCAGUCCUCUUCUGCGCCCAAGCCGUUUUUGGCAUUACCAUCAUCUCCAAGUCAGAAUGGGGUGCUGCUCCCGCCAACGGUAAAACAACCUUGGGCAAUGGUUUGGCCUAUGCCGUCAUCCAUCACACCGCUGGUAACUACUGCUCCACCAAGGCUGCCUGCAUGCAAGAAUUGAGAAAUAUCCAAAGCUACCAUCAAAAGACUUUGGGCUGGGCCGAUAUUGGUUACAACUUCUUGAUCGGUGGUGAUGGCAACAUCUAUGAAGGUCGUGGCUGGAACGUUAUGGGUGCCCAUGCUACCAGCUGGAACGCCAAGUCCAUUGGUAUCUCCUUCAUGGGUAACUACAACAACAACAAACCCACUGCUGCUCAAAUCUCUGCUGCCAAGAGCCUAUUGGCUGCUGCUGUUUCCCGUGGUCAAAUUGUCUCCGGCUAUACUUUGUACGGUCAUCGUCAAGUCGGCUCCACUGAAUGUCCUGGCACCAACUUGUGGAACGAAAUCAAGCAAUGGCCCAACUGGAAGGCUUAAUUGUUUUUUU